Physella acuta is the source of this 1101-nucleotide messenger RNA. RefSeq lists its product as uncharacterized. NCBI's taxonomy places the organism in Eukaryota, Metazoa, Mollusca, Gastropoda, Physidae. The record is from RefSeq and is a predicted model, not a curated record.
AUGUGGAAUAAAGGCAAACCCAACAACGAAUUUGGAAAUGAACACUGCCUUGAAAUGUUUAGAGACGGGACCUUAAAUGAUAACGAUUGUGCACAACCUUUAUCUUUUAUUUGUAUGGAAGUUCAUGAGACAACCACAAAUAUUGAAACUGACACAACUAUGUAUCCAACAUCCAGAACAACCACGGCAACACUUAGUUUUACUACAGAGGGAAAUGUUUCAAAUACUGGGAACGUUUCCAAAGACACUUUGGAGUGUAUCAGCAAAACAGCUACGGCGUUUGACAACAACUGUUAUGAGCUAUUCACAACACCAAAGAAUUGGACUGAAGCGAAAAAAUACUGCUCAAAUUUCAAUGGAAAGAGGAUGCUGGCCAAAGUCUCCUCACCCUCUGUGUUGAGAUACUUCAAUUCUUUCAGACCAUUUUAUACAAGAGUGUGGCUUGGAGGUAAUGACCAAUUACAAGAAGGUGAAUGGGUGUGGACAGAUGGUACAAAGGCUAAUCUAACAUCAAUGUGGGGUUAUACUGAACCCAACAACACGAAUGGAAAUGAAGAUUGCCUUGAAAUUUUUAAUGAUGGAACACUAAAUGAUGACGAUUGUGCGCAAUCUUUCUCUUUCAUUUGUAUGGAAAUUCAUGCGACAAAUGCAGCUCCUGAAACUAACCUAACAACAUAUCCGACAGCUACGGCAACACCUAGCAUUACAACAGAGAGAAAUGAGUCAAAGCUUAACAACGAUUUCGGCAAUUCAUCGGAAGAGAUAAAUUCACUUGAUGAAUGGAUUGUCAUUUUGAUUGUGACUGUUGUGGUAGCUUUUUUCGUGUCGGUAUUUGUGGUUGUGGUUGUGGUUAAGUUGCGUUCCAAAACACGAUCACCCACUAGGAAUCUAAUUGAAUCUGGAAACACCCAUGGCAUCGUGAACCAAACACGUGCAAACGCUGCUUAUGACAACGUGACACGGACAGAGGACGGGGGUUUCAAUCUGGUGAAGUUCACUAAGAGUGCCCAUGCGUAUGCAAAUGUUGUAAUCAAUCAAGAACAAAACGCUGUUCAAGACAACGACAACGAAGAAGGCCUGUAUACAGAAAUUCUGGACUAA